AUUAAUGGCGAACAAUAGCGCGAAAACGGAUCCACCAUGGAAACAAACAAAUUAUCAUACAUGUCAACUGCGCGAGUCUUACCUCCUCCUUCACUCUUCCUCCGCCACGCUCCAUAAAAUGCGCGCCAUCCUCAACCUGAGGCCACCCUUGCCAUGUCUCUCCUCUUAUUCUCUUCACACUGCCUACCACUUCUCUUCUUCUUCUUCUUUCCUCUUUACCUUCCGACCCAACAAACGCAUUCACUUCCUCUCCCCAUGUUCUUCGCUCAGACAAACCAAGAAGCAGCAAGUCAGGAAGAGCGAUACUCCCGACAAUGCUCCGUCUGGUAGUAUAGACAGGCUAUUUAACCCUAAGAGCGCUGACGAUGGUGGUGGUGGAGACAAGAGUGAAGAAGAUCCUAGGAUCGAGGGUGACACUGCGUUGAAGGGUACUCUAUUGGGCGGUGUAUUAUUGUUGGGCGUUGUUGGCGGCAUUGCCUCUGUUGGUUAUAUCUACAAGGACCAGAUUAAUGUCUUCUUGAAUCAGUUUUCUACUUUCAUAGAAGGCUAUGGUCCAGUUGGAUACGCAUUGUUUGUGGCGGUUUAUGCUGGCUUAGAGGUCCUUGCAAUACCUGCCAUACCUUUAACCAUGUCAGCAGGACUUCUUUUUGGAUCUGUUAUUGGGACUAUCAUAGUCUCUAUUAGUGGAACAGUGGCAGCUAGUGUUGCUUUUCUGAUUGCAAGAUAUUUUGCUCGUGAGCGUAUUCUAAAGUUGGUGGAAGGAAAUAAAAAGUUUCUUGCUAUUGACAAAGCAAUUGGGGAAAAUGGCUUCAAAGUUGUGACCUUGCUCCGCUUGAGCCCUUUACUUCCAUUUUCUCUUGGGAAUUAUUUAUAUGGAUUGACAUCUGUUAAGUUCAUACCAUAUGUAUUGGGAAGUUGGCUGGGAAUGCUUCCUGGGACAUGGGCUUAUGUGAGUGCUGGUGCAUUUGGGCGAGCAAUAAUUCAAGAAGAAUCUGAUCUCUCUUUAGCUGGAGGAAACAGUCAGCUGCUGACUCUUGGCUUGGGAUUGUUAGCCACUGCAUUGGCUGCUGCAUAUGUCACUAAGCUUGCAAAGGAUGCUGUGAAAGAUAUGGAGUAGAAACAACUCAGCCUUUUGCCAAUGAAAUGGAGCUCACAUGCCAUACGGACAAACUGAUAUCUUACUGAAUGAGGGGAAAUGACGGAAAGAGACAUGGUAAAAGAAAGAACCAGCAUAUCUAUGUAUUUUUUUAUGCAAUUGAGUAGGAUCUUCUUUUCUUUAUCUCCAUCACCACCCCCCAAAGGUGGGGGUUUCUGACAUUGUACAUUGUAUCCACUUUAUGAAUAAAAAGAGUAAUGCUAGCUGCACAUCAAAGUUGCAAAUUCUCAAAAAAGGGCAAGUGCCAACCAUGUUGUACUACUUUAUAGAAUCACGUCAAUUAUUGUCUUGAUAAAGAUAUUGAUUCAUUAUUAUGUUUUUAUAAAGAACAAGCGAAUGUGCUACUAGUUCAUGAA
Messenger RNA from Prosopis cineraria, 1512 nucleotides. RefSeq lists its product as uncharacterized. The record is from RefSeq and is a predicted model, not a curated record. NCBI's taxonomy places the organism in Eukaryota, Viridiplantae, Streptophyta, Magnoliopsida, Fabales, Fabaceae. The transcript has 7 exons. Bases 5 to 1117 code for a protein of 370 amino acids.